Hydractinia symbiolongicarpus is the source of this 4542-nucleotide messenger RNA. Its product is annotated as integral membrane protein GPR155-like. NCBI's taxonomy places the organism in Eukaryota, Metazoa, Cnidaria, Hydrozoa, Anthoathecata, Hydractiniidae. The coding region runs from base 1029 to 3599 and encodes 856 amino acids. Gene Ontology annotation, biological process: transmembrane transport; intracellular signal transduction. The transcript is spliced from 14 exons. Gene Ontology annotation, cellular component: membrane. The record is from RefSeq and is a predicted model, not a curated record.
CUACACUUCAUUUGUUUCAUUCAAAGAAAAUUGACCAGAAAUUUAUUGAAAUGUAUGUGCAUGUUGGAAUGAAUGUACAUAGUUAGCACAAGAAUUUUUUUUCAAUAUUUGAUCCAGCUAGUCAUAAAAUCACAAAAUUGUGUUUUCAUCAUUAAUUAAAAAGAAUUUUUUUUUUUUGCAGGUUUUAUGGUCUAGGGCAGAACAGGAAUAAUGAUGUAAGGAAGUUUAAAAAUGGAAAUUUAAAGAUUGUGUGUAGGCGGAAGGCAUAGACUGGAAUAAUUCUCAGCUGUCAUGUUUAUUAUUUCUUUGAAGCAUCAUGCCUUGUUUUAAAUGCUAAAAGUCAUCUUGGGCUAUUAUUUAUUUAUCAUAAGUACCAACAGUGACAAGAUAGUGUUAUGUUAGAAGAAGACCAUGCAACUGAAUGACACUGGAGCAAUUUAAAAAAAAUUAGGCCAAGUCAAUAAACCAAAACAUGAUAUUAGUUUAAAAUGUAUUUUCUUGUAUGCAUAAAAUGAGCUAUGCUUUCCUUUUCUCCAAGAUUGUUUAUCGCUAAAUAUUUUUUUGAAACAUCUUGAAACAAGCUUGUGUUAUUACUACAACAAGGCAAAAGUUUGUGUGUAUUUUGUGUACACAAUUGGUGUACAAACAAAGAAAUAUUUCAGAAUGAGCUUAUCAACACUAUUUUGGGUACAUGGGGAAACAAAAAAAGGGUAGAUGAUUGGGUCAUAUAAAGAAUGUCAAUCAAAUGCAAAAAGAAAGCAUUGCAAGGAAAGAAAAAAAGCCUACAUACACAACACAACUUUUUUUUAUACAAUAUCUUUUUUUACCUAACGAAAGGACAGAAAGUUAAACAAAAACAAAAGUUAAAUAAGCACACAAUUAUCGAAGAUAGAUUGGGAAAAGUCUAAAAUUUUUGUUUAUUUAGACUAUAUCUUGUAGUUUUCUCUUAAUUGGAACACAAUGAUAAUGGGUGGAAUAAACUGCUUUUGAUCCAUUUUAUUUUUCUUUUAGACAUAAAUAUCAGUGUGAUGGAAUUUGACAUAUACCCUCCGCUCAUUGAAUGCUUUGCAAUUGUCUUAAUGGGGUUUAUUUGCAAUAGAUGCAACUUGAUUACGUCUACUCAAGGCAAGGGCAUCAGUUCCUAUAUAUGUUACAUGGCACUUCCUGCAUUAAUUUUUCAAGCUUUGAUUAAAGUGGAAUUUUAUUCCAUCAACUGGCGAUUGUGGGGUGGAUUGUUACUGAGUAAAAGCUUUUUAUUUUGUGUGGUGUGUUUGGUGACGUUUUUUUUCUACAAAAAGAAUCGUAUUGGAAAGGCUGGUUUGUUUGCAAUUUUUGUGACGCAGUCAAACGAUUUUGCAUUCGGCUUACCUUUAUUUAAAACUAUCUUCCAUUCCACUUCCAACAAAUAUUUAAUCGACUACAUUUAUCUGGUUGCACCAAUUAAUUUAGCUUUAUUGAAUCCAAUUGGUUUUGCCAUGAUGGAGUUUCAAAAAGCAAAAAACACUAACUACAGCCUGUUGUCGCAAGACGAUGUUCACAUGCAACCAGACGAAGCAAAUAAAGGAAACAAAGCCUGUACCAUGAAAAAUGUAAUAAUGUCAACUGCCAAAGGCCUUAUUUUCAAUCCACUUAUUUUUACAAUGGUACUUGGUGUUUCUGGUAAUUUUUUAUUGGGCCAACAUAUACCUCAUAUGUUGCAAAAUUUGCUCAAUGCCUUGUCAGGUUCAUUUGGUGCAACAGCAUUGUUUUACCUUGGAUUCAGUCUUGGCACUAAUUCGUUAAAAGUGAAUGGUUUGGCACUGGUGCUACCUGUACUUUUGGUGGCUUUAAAAGGUAUAUUACUUCCCAUUGUUAUGAGGGAGAUUGUAGUGAACCUUGUGCAUGGGUCUGACCAUUCUUUGCCAUCAAACAGAUCUUCCACUGGUAAUCAUACACAAGACCUUUCUACCUUUGCGUUUUUUUAUGGCACCAUACCUACUGCACCCACAGUCAUUAUUUAUGCUUCAAAAUAUGGAAUUAGUGAGGAUAUUGUAGCUACUGGAUUGGUUAUGGGAACUGUGGUUUCAGCUCCAGUACUUUUGUCUUCUGUAAAAAUGUUACAAGUGAGAAAUAUACAAGAUAUUGAUGUGUUCAAAAAACUAAUUGCGGAUGUUGCGAAGGACGUUAGCAUCAUAAGCCUGGUACUUUGUGUCUGGGUUGUUAUUGUUUUUGUUUCGUUGGGUUUGCAUAAACGCAUGAUCCAUAGAUGUGUGUUUGUUUUGGUAGGAUUACAAAUCAUUCAUGGAGCAAUGGGUGCGACACAUCAUAUAUUUUCACAUUCGAAAAGCGCUAAAUUGAUCAAGUUUUGUGUAUGGUUAAACAUAUUUAGCUUAAAUGCUAUGUCUUGUUGUGCUGCUAUUCUUGCUGUUGUCCUAGCCAUGUCAUUGUGCAGCAAUGCACACACAGUACGAAGAUAUUGGCUGUUUAUUUUGUUGUUUGGCAUGAUUCUACCAUCUGUAAUUGCAACAUGGUCUUUAUUGACAUUAAAUAAUAUUGUGGGGAUGGUGCAAAAUUCAAUGUAUUUCUCCCUGACAUACUGCUUUACAGAUAAGAUUACUGGAAUACUUUCUAUAACAACUAACACAAUUUCUGUUGUACUUAUAUUUAUGGCUUUAUUCAAAUUGAGCAGAAAAGAACUUUUUUCCAGUAAACCUACUUUGUAUGCACAAAAAGAUGAAAAGGAACCCAAGCAACCUCUUCUUAGUCCUUCAACAGAAAAUUGUGAAUCAUGUGUCCUUCAGAGUGAAGGUAUGUGUGAUGGAGACAUGAAGACACGUGGAAAUGCUGUUGCAGACAUCGAAAACUUAGAUGCAGAUGUUUGUCUAGUGAAACAAUCAAAUGAUGCAUUCAAUACCACGUCUGCAGACAAAAAUAUUGAAUUUGUUAAUAGUAUAUCAGACAUAGAAAAGAUUCAAUUAACCUGGCUUCGUGUUAAAAAUGAAAACCAUGUUACACAGCAUGUGGUCCUAAUCUUGAUUCUUUUGUUUUUAAUAAUUUUAAACAUUUCCCUGAUGGCGUGGUAUAUGCUACCUGGUACGCAUAACGAAGGCAUAUUUUUAGAAUUGGAAAUGCUGUCUGUUGUGUUGACAUAUGGUCAGGGUUUUUUUACUUUCUUUGUGUUUGGAUUUUUGAAAGAGCUAUCCACGCUGCCAGUGUUUGAAUGGCUAUUUCUGAUCUUCUCACGACAUUUAAACAAAAAAGUCAUUCUUCCAGAAAUAUCGAAUGUUGACAGCGAUGUUUUGCUCUUAUGCGAAAGAUUUCGAAAGCACCACAUGGAUAAUUGUGCGAAAGACAUCAUAUCUAACUUAAAGUUUCGUUUCAAAACUUAUGAGAAUGUGUUUAAAGGCUCAUGUCUGGUAACAUGGCUGGUCGAGUCUGGUUUGGUGAAUGAUCGAUAUGAAGCAGUCAAGUAUGGCAACCAUCUGUUAGAAGGACGGGUGAUCGAGCACUGCACAAAUCGGUAUUAUUUCCAUGAUUUGCCUUACAUAUACCAGUUUAAAAAGAAUGUAGAGAAAGUGGUGAGUAAAAAUAAAAAACGGAAAAAAAGAUUUACGAAAUAAAAAUUUUCGCUUUUUUGAUGUUGAACUUGAGCAUGCGAUCAAGGUAAAAAUAACGAUUAAUUUAGAAUUUUACUCUGUAGGUUGUUGUUGUUUGUAUUUAAAAUAAUGGUGUCAGUUGGAAAUUUUAUAUAUUUGUACUUAAGUUGAGAAGUUGUGUUCUGAAGGUCAACUGGAUUUAAAAAUAUAAUUUAUUUUUUAAUAGAAUUUUAGCAAAUAUAGAGAUGGGUGUAUAAAGAAUUUUAUUUAUUUUUGUUUUCAUGGCUUAGUUUUUAUUUGAGAGUGGAAACUAGUUUUUGAAACUUUUCAUUAUGAUCAAAGAUUAAUCGGUUAAUCUGAAAAAAAGUUGAUUUGAUUAGCUUACCGCUUAUAAAAAAUGGUUUUGUAUGGAACCAUUCUAACUGGUAUGGGAAGCCAUUAUUAAAAUGAUAAAAGAAAUAAAAAACAGCUUACAUAGCACACAACCCUUGGCGACUUGAGAAGGACAAGAGAAAUUGCUUCGAAUGUUUGUUUACAUAAGAAAAUUUAUUUUUCAAGUGAGGUAAUAAAACAGAUACUAAUUGGUUUUGACGUAAAAUACAAUGCCCUCGUCCAAAGUUACAGACCAUUCACGCUUGGUCUGUACUGUUCACCUCAGGUUUUGUAUUUUACAGUACAACUAAAAACUUAGCUUUCAUUGUUUAGUAAGCAAUGUUGGAUAAUAAAAUUGAUUCUCGCAUUUGUUAAAUAGAAUUUAUAUACAGUAAAUACAUAUAUUUAAAUUGCUUGUUGCAGCUACUUCUAUUAUUUCUACUGGUUAUUUCAUUAAAAUAUUUAUACUGCGAAAUGUUUUGUAUGCAGUGGAUUAUUUUGAAUUAUUAUUUAUGUAUGUGGGUAUUUACAAGGCUGGUGUUAGUAACAAAUUUAUUUUUCUUUAUUUAAAAAAUAAAUGGCCUGUUUUCAAAAA